Messenger RNA from Trichomonas vaginalis G3, 468 nucleotides. RefSeq names its product Ankyrin repeat family. Gene Ontology annotation, molecular function: protein binding. NCBI's taxonomy places the organism in Eukaryota, Parabasalia, Trichomonadida, Trichomonadidae. The record is from RefSeq and is a predicted model, not a curated record. The transcript has a single exon.
UUGCAGCAUUGUAUCACUUAUUAUAAUACUUUAUCGUUUACUUACUUCUUUGUUAACAAUGGUGGAGUCAAUGAUGAAGUUAAUGAUUAUUCUCCUCUCCUUACUGCUGCAGAAGGUGGAAAAGGUGACAUUGUUCGCUUUUUAAUUUCGAAUGGAGCAGAUUGUAAUUACAAAAACCAAUAUGGAGAUAGUCCAUUUACAAGAGCAGCUACUAACUUACAUUUUGGAGUCUUAAAACAGCUAAUCGAUGCAGGUGUUGAUGUAAAUACGAAAUAUGCAGAUGGAACUCCUGUAAUUUCAAGAGCGGCAAAUGAUGGUGUAAUUAAACUUGUUAAAUUCCUUCUUUCUGAGGGUGUUGACAUCAAAACUCUUAACAAAGAAGACAGUUCUCUUUUAAUGCUCGCAUCUUCUUCCGGACAUCUUGAUUUAGUUCAAUAUUUGAUAGACAAUGGCGCUGAUCUCUAUUAG